This is a messenger RNA of Didymodactylos carnosus, 471 nucleotides long. NCBI's taxonomy places the organism in Eukaryota, Metazoa, Rotifera, Eurotatoria, Philodinida, Philodinidae. The record is from the annotation of a GenBank genome assembly.
AUGGCAAAUAUAAUAUUAUCAGCUGCUGCUGCUCUACUUCUUGCUGUGAUUGUAACAAGUUCUGCAAAAAUGUCAGCAUAUGAUCUCGGUCGAUGUAUCAUGUCGGAGGGCUCAAUUGGUUAUCUGGCUGAAAAGACAGCACUAGCUUUUGUCUGUCAACGAAACUCGAAACAUGCCAGAAAUCAAGAGCCGUCAACCGCAGUUCUCAAUUUGGCCAAACGUGUUUUAGCUGGUAAAAUCCCCGAUCUCACUAAAGGUGCAAGUCAUUGGUAUUCGCCAAGAUCAAUGCCAUCAAGUGCACAAAAAUCAAAAUGUUCGCCUCCGAUAGGCACCGGAAACAUGGACUGUCGUGGCGGUUUAGAGAGCGUUUGUUCACCGAGCGUUAAAUCGUACAAACCAAGUUGGGCAACUAGAGGUUACAUUGAGAUAAGUGGGGUCCGACCGUGCUACUUUAAAUUUCAUAAAUUGUAA